Messenger RNA from Ruditapes philippinarum (Manila clam), 1092 nucleotides. RefSeq lists its product as uncharacterized. The record is from RefSeq and is a predicted model, not a curated record. NCBI's taxonomy places the organism in Eukaryota, Metazoa, Mollusca, Bivalvia, Venerida, Veneridae. The transcript has a single exon. The coding region runs from base 1 to 1092 and encodes 363 amino acids. Gene Ontology annotation, molecular function: nucleic acid binding.
AUGCAAAGAGCUAUGGACAAACUCGCAGCAUGGGCCGAAGACUGGUGUGUCACGAUCAACAAAGAGAAGUCGUCCACCACACUGUUCACCUUGUCAACAAAGCAGAGAGCUGGGAAGGUCAUGCUGGCUGGAACUCCACUAAAGGAGGAAGACGAAGCCACAUACCUUGGGGUUACCUUUGACAAGCGGCAGGCUUGGAAAGCACACAUCAGCCGUGUAGAAGGGACGGCACGAAGGAAGCUUGGGAUGAUGCGAAAACUUGCUGGGACAACCUGGGGUGCAAAUGAGCAAAUACUGAAGACUGUAUAUCAGGGCACAGUAAGACCCACCAUGGAGUACAGCUCAGCCACAUGGUCCACAACAGCCAAGACAAACCAGCAAGCCCUGGAUAAGGUACAGAACCAGGAACUUCGUAUCAUCACAGGGGCCACCAAGUCUACACCAAUCGCCUUCAUGGAGAAACUGACCGGAAUUCAAACACAUCAAGAAAGAAGACAAACCAAGGUCCUUCUCCAGGCAAACAAGUACCAGUCCCUCCCAGACCACCCCAUGAACAGCAGACUUGAGGGAUUCACCAAGAACCGCCUCAAGCGCUGCAGCUUUGUACAUCAAGCAAAGAAGCUGAGUAGAGAGCAUGCAGCUGAACUAAACACUCAGACAAUUCCCUUGGGCCGAGCAGACAUCACCAACCCUACAGCAAAUGACCUGUCUGCAGUCAAAGUGGCACUUGCUAUUCCUGGACAAGACAUGGGCAAACAGGAAAAUGAGACCAUCCGUAGAAGUCUGACACUUGCGGCUAUCUACGCAGACUAUCCUUCGGACACAUGGACCCAUGUAUACACAGAUGGGUCAGCCACUAGAGCCGUUAAGGAUGGAGGCGGUGGUAUUCACAUAACGUACCCGUCAGGCCAGAAAACAGCCCAUUACAUCGCCACUGGGAAGCGCUGCAGCAAUUACAGAGCAGAGACUGAGGCACUCAUGAAGGCAGUCUUUUUGAUAGAAAACUCGCCAGAAGAGAUCACCUCUAGUCUAGGAAAAACAAACAUUUGUGUGCAGAGAUAUAUAGCCCGAAAUAGUAUCACAAUUCAAUAG